AUGCUGAGCCUUUCUCCACUUACUUUCCCUCCAAAGCCCUUAUCUAUAAUCCCAAAAUCAAGCUUCUCCGGCAUCCAAAUCCGCCACAAAUGUCCCAUUUCAGUUUUUCCAGCCUCCAUCAAGAUGACGCGGCCUUCCGCAGUAAUGAUGGCGAAGAGAGAAGAAGAAUUGAAGGAAAUAAGAGCUAAGACUACCGAGGAAAUUAAUGAAGAGGUUGUUGAUCUUAAAGGAGAACUCUUGAUGCUUCGGCUUCAGAGAUCUGCACGGAACGAGUUCAAGUCCAGUGACUUUCGCUGCAUGCGCAAAAGGAUUGCUCGCAUGCUUACUGUUAAGCGGGAGAGAGAGAUCGAGGAGGGGGUUGGCAAGAGGCUGUCAAGAAAGCUGGACAGGCAAUGGAAGAGAAGCAUUGUUGUUAGACCACCUCCCUCUCUGAAGAAAUUGCAAGAGGAAGAGGCAGCUGAAGAAGCGGAAAAAUCUGCUUGA
Messenger RNA from Dovyalis caffra, 483 nucleotides. NCBI's taxonomy places the organism in Eukaryota, Viridiplantae, Streptophyta, Magnoliopsida, Malpighiales, Salicaceae. The record is from the annotation of a GenBank genome assembly.